UAUUAGUACGCAUGCCAACAUAUGAUUUCCGUUUCCGGUAAUAGAAAAAGCGUCUGCAAUCAUUCACAUGAACAAAAACCUAUUUAAUAUUAUAAUUAGAACAAGAUUAUGAAGUUUUAUGUGCACAGUGAAGAUCCAGAAAUUACGCUUGUUAUUAAAUGGGACAAAACAACUGGAACAAUAAGUGAUUUAUCAGAGAUUGUUACUGAAAGUUUAAAGAAAAAGAUUCCCAAUAUUAUGAAUGAAAAGAUACAGCUUGUCUUCAAAAUUAGAGGGAAAAUAUUAUCCAAUGACGACAUUGUGUGUAAGAAAAUAAAACAUAUGGAUGAUGUGGAUGUUCUCUUGAAAGCCUUGAAAACUUCUAAUGAAGUUUUUGUAGAUCAGAGAUGCCAGCAAGUAAAGAAAUCCUCAGAAAUCAUCAAGGAUUAUAUAUUUAAGGCUAAAAGUCUAAUGGAGAAACAGAGAGCAAGAACUGCUAUAUUGUUAUAUGAAGAAGUUCUUGCCAUUGACCCCAAAUGCAGUGCAGCUUUCACAGGACUAGUUGACUGUUAUUUGCAAGCAAAACGACCACAGAAAGCUUUAUUUUAUCUCAGACAGUUACAGAAAUUACAGAUAACAGAUGCAAGCAACCAGGUUUUAUUUAGAUUUGCACAAUGUUAUUUGAAAUUAGGUGAAGCAGAAAAGGCCAUUGAUGUUCUCCAAAAGUAUUGUAUUGAUUUAAAGAAGAGUGGAGGUACAGACACAAAACAUAAACACCAGGUUCAGGUUUUAUUAGCGAAAGCCUAUCUGUUUAAAGGAGAAAAGGAUAUGGCCAUAGUUUUAUUGCAGGGAAUUUUGAGACAAGAUAAAACUUGUGUUGAUGCUUUAACAGAAUAUGCACCCCUUUUGUACCCUCUAGGCCCAGAUCAGAGUGAAGAAGCAAUGACAAUUUUGUUAACUUUACUAGCAAAUGAUAAAGACAAUAGUUACAUAAGAGAGAAAUUUACAUGGGCUGUUCAACAACCAGAUGGUCUUAAGAUCCUAAAGAGUGUGGCAGGGAAAGCAUGGUCAGACAUAGCUUCUUUGGUGUUCAUGGCUACAUCUGUCAGAGAAUGUGGAGGUGUUGAUGAGGCUAUCUCUAUCAUGGAACAUGCCUAUGAUUUGAAGAAGAGUGACUCGCAUACUCUGUUGACAUAUGUACACAUGCUGGAGCUGAUAGGUAAACAAGGCAUUGGAAUACAGCUUAUAAAGAAGUACAUUGAAGACUUCCCUGCUAUGGCUAUUGGUAAUUUUACAUGCAGGAAUUUACACAAUUGUACCAAGUUCUUGUCUACUGAAAAGUUUUCUGCAGCUUUGGCUAAAGAAUUAGUGGUUGAAUCUACCACACAGCAGGAAGAUACCUUUACCUUUACUCCUGAUCAGCUGUACCUCCUAGCAUUACUACAUACACUGGUUAAAAUCCUGUUUGUGAAGGGUUAUCUCAGUGUAUUACCUCUCAUUACAGAUAUACUUGAUCCAAUAUCAGCCAACAAAGAUCUGCACCUAACGAAUAUUAGGAAUGAAGCAGCUUAUUUCACAUGUAUCAGUAAAGUGAUGACAACCAAACAUAAUUUACAGUUUGAUCUAGAGAAAGAAAAGUUUAUAUAUUUGGUUGGUGAUAGUCACUGCAUAACGUCUGCAUGGCAACAUAUAAAAUUCAAGGAAGAAACAGUUACCAUACAUCCAGUAUUAUCAACAGGGACUAAAAUAUGGCAUUUAAGGGAAGAGAGCCAAUUUUAUCCAAAGAUAAACUUUUAUAAUGCAAUUAAAGUUAUUCCUGAUAAUGCAGCUGUUAUGCUAUGUUUUGGUGAAAUCGAUUGCAGAGAAGCUUUGUUACUAUGUGUUGAGAAAUCUAAAUAUGAUAGUAUAGAAGAGGCUAUUGAUACAGUUAUAGAUAUAUAUAUAGAAGUUAUUAAAGAUUUAUACAAGAAAUAUAAUUGGAACAUCUAUAUACACCCUGUAAUGCCAGUAUUGGAUAUCACAAGAUCACUUGUAAUGCAGUUUAAUUUAAGACUUAAACAAAGAAUAAAGAAAGAGUCGACAAUAAAGUGGCUACAAUUUGUGGAUGAGUUAUUAUAUACUAAUGAAGAUAAUAGCUUAGUUUUAAAAGACUGCUACAAAUUCGAUGGGACUCAUGUUCAUCCAAGAUAUACAGCUUUACUGGAAACAUCUUUAAGAACUUGUACAGAUGUGUGAUGUUAGCUUUUGAAGGCAGCGUCUCUCUGUCUUCAUACUAUUGACUUGUUGUUUAAGAUUAUUCUUAACAAGUUUAGCAGGUCUACAAUAUAUUCUUAUCAAACUUAACAAUU
Mytilus trossulus (common blue mussel) is the source of this 2327-nucleotide messenger RNA. RefSeq lists its product as uncharacterized. Bases 109 to 2214 code for a protein of 701 amino acids. The transcript has 20 exons. The record is from RefSeq and is a predicted model, not a curated record. NCBI's taxonomy places the organism in Eukaryota, Metazoa, Mollusca, Bivalvia, Mytilida, Mytilidae. Gene Ontology annotation, molecular function: protein binding.